Molecule: messenger RNA, 2069 nt
Organism: Capsicum annuum
Lineage: Eukaryota; Viridiplantae; Streptophyta; Magnoliopsida; Solanales; Solanaceae
Product: ACT domain-containing protein ACR1
Exons: 8
Coding region: 352-1812 (486 amino acids)
Source: RefSeq, a predicted model, not a curated record
AGAGUAAAAGGGGGGAAAUAAAAGGAGAAAAACAUGAGGUGAAAGGGGAGGUUUCUUGUGGAUGGGAAAAGGAAAAGGAAACAGUAAGUACGGAUCUUCCCUCAGUUAGGAGAGCCACAUAGUAAUAAUAAGAAGAAGAAGAAUCACACAACACAUAACAUCUCUCCUCUCUCUCCUUAUACUGUUUGAUCCCCAUUUUGACUCUGUCUCUUACUCCCCUUCCCUUCACAUAUAUUACUAUUUCUCUCUCUCUCUCUCUCUCUCUCUUAACACAAAAUCUGAAUUCUACAUUGAAAUUACAAGCUUAUUCCACCGCUAAAAGAAUAAAAGCAGCUUCGAUCAAGAGAAAGCAUGGAGAUUGCUGCUUACAAACCCUAUGGUGAUCAUGAGUUCGAAUCACUCAUUGAAAGAAUUCACCCUCCCAGGGUGUGUAUUGAUAAUGAUUCUUGCAGAGACAGCACUAUUGUGAAGGUUGAUAGUGCGAACAAACACGGUAUAUUGCUGGAGAUGGUCCAAGUGCUGACGGAUCUGGACCUACUGAUUCUAAGAUCAUACAUAUGCUCUGAUGGUGGCUGGUUAAUGGAUGUUUUCCACGUGACUGACCAACUUGGAAACAAAAUCACUGACGAAAGCCUCAUCCACUACAUCGAACAGGCUAUUUGCGCUAGUAGAAGAGGGCCCAGGGAAGUCCAAGCAUCUGUUGGUAGAUAUGUAAGGCCCAGGCAUGUCUCAAUGGAGCACACAGCUAUGGAGAUGACGGCGACAGAUAGACCAGGACUAUUUUCUGAGAUAUCUGCUGUGCUGGCUGAGUUGGGAUGCCACGUCUCUGGUGCCGUGGCAUGGACACAUAACAAUCGAGCAGCAUGCAUCGUUUACAUGGAAGAUGAACUGAAGCAUGGGACAAUGCUGGAUCCCUAUCGAGUGGCCCAAAUACAGGCCCAACUGGAGAAUGUUGUUGAGGCCCACCAUUAUGAAGGAGAGCGACAAAGUGUGAGGUUGGCUGCCCCUGCACCUAGCCAGACCCAUACAGAAAGGCGGCUCCAUCAGUUGAUGGCUGCUGACAGAGACUAUGAACAAUGUUGUUCUUGUGGUUAUGACUCAAGUGAAGAUGUAGCACAGAGGCAGAAGGAGGGAUGUAAUAGCACAGAAGUGAAGAUAGAAAACUGCAAGGAGAAGGGCUACUCCAUUGUUACUGUGAGGAGUAUAGACAGACCCAAAUUGCUAUUUGACACCAUCUGCACCUUGACAGACUUGCAAUAUGUUGUAUUCCAUGCCUCCAUCAGCUCUUUUGAAUCCAUUGCCUUUCAGGAAUACUAUGUGAGACACCAGAAUGGAUGGACUUUGGAUUCAGAAAGUGAAAGAAGUCGAAUGACCCAAAAUCUGAAGGCUGCCACUGAGAGGAGAGUAUCCCAUGGAUUGAGGCUGGAUGUUACUACUCAAAACAGGGUAGGAUUGUUAGCAGAUGUCACGAGAGUGUUUCGGGAGAAUGGAUUAUCCAUAAGCAGGGCUGAGAUUGGGGUACAGGGAGAGCAAGCAGUUGGCACAUUCUAUGUAAAAGAUACUUCAGGGCAAGCUGUUAAUCCAGAAACCUUGGAGAUAGUAAGACGAGAAAUUGGAGGCACUGUCCUGGUGGCAAAUGAAUUCUCAGGGAGGCCAUCUUCUCAACCAUCUACUUCGUCAAAUACAAGCCCUAGCAUAAGCAUAAGCAGUAGCAGCGGCAAGCAAGACGACAAACCUGGCUUCUCAUUAGGAAGCAUGUUUUGGUCUCAACUUGAGUGGCUUUCCAGCAAUUUCAGACCUAUAAAAUCCUAAGAUUCCAAGUAGUAAUCUGAAGACCCUAGUGUGUUUAUGCCAUAUUGCAAGUAAAUAGCAACAUCCAUCUGUAAAUAAUUAGUAACUCUUGUAGAUAACAAUAGACAAACGGUACAAUGUACGUAUCUUAGCAGCACAAAACCAUUGGAAGUUCGUCAACCAGUGGUGCAUCUAUCAACUACUCCCCCCUCUUCUAACAUGUAUCUGCAAACUGGGAACUGAUGAAAGGGAAAGUGACAUCCUAUGAACUCCAUUUA